Messenger RNA from Choloepus didactylus (southern two-toed sloth), 4089 nucleotides. It is a transcript of the gene FNBP4, whose product is annotated as formin binding protein 4. The transcript is spliced from 17 exons. The record is from RefSeq and is a predicted model, not a curated record. Lineage: Eukaryota; Metazoa; Chordata; Mammalia; Pilosa; Megalonychidae. Bases 18 to 3152 code for a protein of 1044 amino acids. Gene Ontology annotation, molecular function: protein binding.
GUGUUCUCAGUGUAUGAAUGUUGAUUACGCAUCGCGACGCCGAGAGCCCGCCCCUUUCGGCUGCCCGACGCAGGCUGCUCGCGCUCGGGCUCGCGAUGGGGAAGAAGUCCCGGGCGGUACCCGGCCGCAGGCCUAUUCUGCAGCUGUCCCCGCCGGGUCCCCGGAGCAGCACGCCCGGACGGGACCCGGAGCCGGAGCCCGACACCGAACCGGACUCGACGGCUGCGACCCCCAGUCAGCCAGCCCCAGCGGCACCGCCGACGACGACCGCGGUGCCUGCUGCUGCGGCUCCAGACGACUCGCCUUCAGAAGAUGAAAAGGAAGUGGUCGUGGAGGUUCCCAGAGUUGCUCAGACUCCUCCAAAACCAGUCAUGACCGCCAGACCCACAGCUGUUAAAGCAACAGGAGGUCUUUGCUUACUUGGUGCAUAUGCUGACAGUGAUGAUGACGAGAGUGAUGUUUCAGAAAAACCAGUACAGUCAAAAGAGGCAAAUGGAAACCAGUCAUCCGAUAUCGACAGUACAUUGGCCAACUUCCUAGCGGAGAUUGAUGCCAUAACAGCACCUCAGCCUGUAGCUCCUAUUGGAGCUUCUGCUCCGCCUCCAACUCCACCACGACCAGAACCCAAGGAAUCAGCAACAUCUGCCCUUUCUUCCACUACUUCAAAUGGAACAGACUCAACCCAAACGUCAGGGUGGCAGUAUGACACUCAGUGUUCACUGGCAGGAGUUGGAAUUGAGAUGGGAGAUUGGCAGGAAGUCUGGGAUGAGAACACAGGAUGCUAUUAUUACUGGAACACGCAAACAAAUGAAGUUACUUGGGAGUUACCCCAAUAUCUUGCUACCCAGGUACAGGGAUUACAACAUUAUCAACCCAGUUCUGUAACAGGUGCUGAAUCUAGUUUUGUAGUAAACACGGAUGUAUAUACUAAGGAGAAAACUAUUUCUGUUUCCAGUAGUAAAAGUGGACCAGUCAUAGCCAAGCGAGAAGUUAAAAAGGAAGUAAAUGAAGGAAUUCAGGCUCUCUCAAAUAACGAAGAGGAAAAGAAAGGGGUAGCAGCAUCCCUAAUUGCUCCUUUAUUACCUGAGGGAAUAAAAGAGGAAGAAGAAAGAUGGAGAAGAAAAGUAAUUUGUAAAGAAGUAGAACCAGUUUCAGAAGUGAAGGAAGCAAGUACAACAGUAGAAGAAGCAGUAACAAUAGUAAAGCCACAGGAAAUUAUGAUGGACAAUAUGGAAGACCCUUCUCAGGAGGAUCUAUGCAGUGUUGUUCAAUCUGGAGAAAGUGAGGAGGAAGAGGAACAAGAUACUCUUGAGCUGGAGCUAGUUUUGGAAAGGAAAAAAGCAGAGUUGCGAGCCUUGGAGGAAGGAGAUGGUAGUGUGUCAGGGUCUAGUCCACGUUCUGAUAUCAGCCAGCCAGCAUCUCAAGAUGGAAUGCGUAGACUUAUGUCUAAAAGAGGAAAAUGGAAGAUGUUUGUUCGAGCUACCAGUCCAGAAUCUACUAGCCGGAGUUCUAGCAAAACUGGGCGAGAGACUCCAGAAAAUGGAGAAACUGCGCUUGGCGCUGAAAACUCAGAAAAAAUACAUGAGAAUUCAGAUAAAGAAGUGGAAGUAGAAGAAUCUCCAGAGAAAAUAAAAGUACAAACAGCGCCUAAAGUAGAAGAAGAACAGGAUUUGAAAUUUCAGAUUGGAGAACUGGCAAAUACCCUGACCAGUAAAUUCGAAUUUCUCGGCAUUAAUAGACAGUCCAUCUCCAACUUUCAUGUGCUGCUCUUACAGACAGAGACUCGGAUUGCAGACUGGCGGGAAGGGGCUCUUAAUGGAAACUACCUUAAACGAAAACUUCAGGAUGCAGCAGAACAACUAAAACAAUAUGAAAUAAACGCCACUCCUAAAGGCUGGUCCUGCCACUGGGACAGGGAUCAUAGACGGUAUUUCUAUGUAAACGAACAUUCGGGCGAGUCUCAGUGGGAGUUCCCAGAUGGUGAGGAGGAAGAGGAAGAAAGCCAAGCACAAGAAAGUAGAGACGAGACUCUUCCUAAACAUAUUUUGAAAGACAAAACUGGCACUGACUCAAAUUCUGCAGAAUCCUCUGAGAAUUCCACAGGUUCUGUUUGUAAAGAGUCCUUUUCUGGCCAAGUUUCUUCUUCAUCACUCAUGCCGCUUACUCCAUUUUGGACCCUCCUUCAGUCAAAUGUGCCUGUGCUUCAACCUCCACUACCCUUGGAAAUGCCACCACCCCCACCUCCACCCCCGGAAUCUCCUCCUCCUCCUCCCCCCCCACCUCCUCCUGUAGAAGAUGGUGAAAUCCAGGAAGUAGAGAUGGAGGAUGAGGGAAGUGAGGAGCCUCCUGCCCCAGGAACAGAGGAGGAUACUCCUCUGAAAUCUUCGGGACAAACUAUAGUUGUAACUAGCCAGAGUUCAGUUGAUUCUAGCAUCUCUAGUUCUCCUUCCACUAAAGCGGUAAAGAGAAAAGCUACAGAAAUUAGUACCGCAGUAGUUCAGAGAUCAGCUACCAUUGGCAGUUCUCCUGUCCUCUAUAGCCAGUCAACUAUAACUACAAGUCACCAGGUGACGGGAAUUGGUCACCAGACCACAGGAAUUGGACACCAGGCAAUAUCUGUUAGCCAUCCGGCCACGGGAAUUGGACAUCAGGCCAGAGGAAUGGGCCUACAGUCAAAUUUCCUAGGACUUGCAGCAGCACCUGCAAUUAUGAACUAUACUGAAUGUUCUGUUCCCAUUGGAGUGACUGCUCCCACAUUGCAGCCAGUCCAAGCCCGAGUUGCUAUGCCUACUACCACCACCAUUAUAGAACCACCACCUCCUCCCCCUCCCCCUCCACCACCACCACCACCAGCUCCCAGAAUGCCACCUCCAGAGAAGACGAAAAAAGGAAAAAAGGAUAAGGCAAAAAAGAGUAAAACCAAAAUGCCAUCUCUGGUAAAAAAGUGGCAGAGUAUCCAGCGUGAGUUAGAUGAAGAGGAGAAUUCUAGUUCCAGUGAAGAGGACCGGGAAUCUACUACACAGAAACGAAUUGAAGAGUGGAAACAGCAGCAACUGGUCAGUGGCAUGGCAGAAAGAAAUGCUAAUUUUGAAGCCCUUCCUGAGGAUUGGCGAGCAAGACUAAAAAGAAGGAAAAUGGCUCCAAACACAUAAUUUUUUAAUUAUUUUUUUAUUUUUAUUGUUUGUUUUGUUUGUGUUCAUUUCAGAGUCUUACUAUAAACUAUAAAUGUUACAGGAGAGAACAUAAGAAUUUUCUGGACCAAGAGCAUACAUGUACAAAGUUGUCAUAUUUGUGAAAUUUAAAUUUUCUGUUUUGCUAAAGGGUGAGGUCAUUGAAAUUGCUUUGACCUGGCUGCCUUUACUUUCACACUGGCUAGCUCAGCAUGUUGGGUAUAUUAACCUCAUCAAUUUUGAACAUGUGGGUUAUAAGAAUGACACUUCUGUAGAUGAUUCGGUGAAAAAAAGUGAAGGAUUUUCCUGCCUAAUAGGAGUGAAUUUAGUUCUUCUACUAAAUAAACUUCUUCUCACAACAAGUGCAAUUAAGAAGGCAGUUCUGUAUUCCACCUUCCUUAACUGGGAUCUUUUUAUUGGAAUCUUUUUCUGACUUCUAGUCUGCCAGCCCUGAAGUGGUGAGGUCUGUCAGGUUGUUUUGCUUGUGCUGACAAAUAGCACACUCCAGAGUAGUUCUUUUUCACAAAUUCUAGAACUGAGAGCUCAGUCAUUUCCACACCAGGUGGCAUAUUUAAAAUUAAGUCAGCAGCAGCAGGUGUUCAUGUCCUUAAUUUUGAGAAUUCUCCCCUUAAAUAUGUGGCAGUAAAUGUAACAGGCGCUACUCGAUGUAUUAAUGUAUCUUCAUUGUCCUAUCCAGUUCCAAAAUUCGCCUGCCUUCUUUGUGUGAAUGUAUUCUCCAUAAAUUUCCAGUAUUUAAAAAAAAGCAGUUUACUGUUCUAUACUUUCUAUUGUAUCACAAUCAGGUAAAAGUCACUUUAAACUGAAGAAAAGGCAAAUUGUGUUUUAAAGUUGUUUGUAUUUCUCCAGUUUCCUUGUAAAUUUGUAUAUAUGCACUAAUAAAGCUUUUUUUAUACUUCUA